AAAAAGUUGUGUAAAAAUUGUGUUCAGCACCCUUGAUUAUUAUAUUUUGUGAGGCAAGCAGCCCAUCACUUAAUGCUAUGCCAUGUGAUUGAAAUUCUGACGGAAAACACAGUACUUGAAGCAGUUAUUGUGGGCGGGUUGUUGGAAACUGACGUCAGUGUAGUUGGUCGGUUACGGCGGAGGAGGGACCUCAGACCGAACUGAUCCCACGUGUGACGGAGCGCUGCAUUCCCGGCUCGCUGACACAGCUCCGUUCCAUCUGCCGACCUACCGUCUUGUGUGUGUCCGUUAGUCACUGCCUGUAGCUGGGUCAGAUAUGGAAGGAGACGGGAGCCAAACCACGUCUGGAAGCCCGAAUGAUUCGCAACACGACCCUGGGAAAAUGUUUAUCGGUGGCCUCAGCUGGCAAACUUCACCAGACAGCCUUAGAGAUUAUUUUAGUAAAUUCGGGGAAAUCCGAGAAUGUAUGGUGAUGAGAGACCCAACGACUAAACGUUCCAGGGGCUUUGGCUUCAUCACUUUUGCAGAUGCUGCCAGUGUUGAUAAAGUCUUAGCACACCCGCACCACGAGUUAGACUCUAAAAUGAUUGAUCCUAAAGUUGCCUUUCCUAGACGUGCUCAACCCAAGAUGGUCACAAGAACAAAGAAAAUAUUUGUAGGAGGAUUAUCAGCCAACACAGUAAUUGAAGAUGUGAAGCACUAUUUUGAACAGUUUGGCAAGGUAGAGGAUGCUAUGCUAAUGUUUGACAAAACCACCAACCGACAUAGAGGUUUUGGCUUUGUGACAUUUGAAAUUGAGGAUGUGGUGGAGAAAGUCUGCGAGAUCCAUUUUCAUGAAAUCAAUAAUAAAAUGGUAGAAUGCAAAAAGGCCCAGCCUAAGGAAGUGAUGUUUCCUCCAGGGACACGAGGUCGGGCCAGGGGCCUACCAUACACUAUGGAUGCCAUCAUGCUGGGUAUGGGCAUGCUGAGUUAUCCUAACAUUGUAGCUACAUACGGCAGAGGCUACACUGGUUUUGCACCAAGCUAUGGCUACCAGUUCACAGGCUUCCCAGCGACAGCAUAUGGACCAGUGGCAGCAGCGGCAGUAGCAGCAGCUCGUGGCUCAGGGUUCCCUGAUUAUGGGUUGUAUUCCACGGCCAGCAGUGAUGUGCGGGGCGGAGCGCCCUACUCCCUGGCCGACUAUGACUCCCUGGGGGCCCAGGCAGCAGCUCAAAUCCUGCCCAGUGAGCAUGCCAACUCAUCCUGCAACUCUCCCAGCUCCCUCCAGCACCACCUGCACAGCCCGGACCCUUUUAAGAGCCCAGGAACCAACCAAACCCAGCCAGGAGCCUUUCCUGGUGCCAACAGCCCUGGCCCUGUAGCUGACCUUAAUGGAACUGCCAGUCAGGACUCUGGUGUGGGCAACUACAUCAGUGCCACCAACCCUCAACCAGGCUCUGGCUUCAGCCACAGCAUUGCUGUGAUGCCAUCCAGCACUAACCACUACAGCAUCCACGCAGUGAGCCAGAGAGGAGGUGGCACCAGAUGAAGAACAGUUCUGAAAACAAAAAGUCAAAAAUCAUCACAGAAAAAAAUUGACAGUCCAGUGGCAAUAAGUCUGACCUGCUAUGGAGAUCCUUCUGACUGU
This is a messenger RNA of Perca flavescens (yellow perch), 1627 nucleotides long. RefSeq names its product RNA-binding protein Musashi homolog 2. Lineage: Eukaryota; Metazoa; Chordata; Actinopteri; Perciformes; Percidae. Gene Ontology annotation, cellular component: cytoplasm. Gene Ontology annotation, molecular function: mRNA binding. Gene Ontology annotation, biological process: regulation of translation; central nervous system development. The record is from RefSeq and is a predicted model, not a curated record. The coding region runs from base 317 to 1528 and encodes 403 amino acids. The transcript has 14 exons.